AACUGUGCUCCUUUAAUACUCAUUUCAUCACGCACGGUGGAUUAUAUACCGAUUAUUUGUUUGUUAUAUAAGUGUUCUAGCUCACGAAUGUCAAAGAACACGAACACUUGAAAAAAUUUGUGCAGUAAAAGGAUGUCAAUGAGGCCUCGCAACAGGGAAAUCUGCGCUGACUGCAGCGCUCUUGAGCCUCGAUGGGCUUCGAUCAAUAGGGGUGUUCUAAUUUGUGACCAGUGCUGCAGCAUCCAUAGAGGUCUGGGUCGCCACAGUUCACAGGUUCGCCAUCUGACUCACACGGCAUGGCCACCAUUCCAAUUACAGAUGAUCCAGACUUUAUACAAUAAUGGAGCAAAUUCAAUUUGGGAACACAGUCUUCUUGACCCUUCCUCUAUUAUGAGUGGAAAACGCAAAGCUAAUCCACAGGACAGAGUGCACCCCAACAAAACAGAAUUCAUUAAGGCCAAAUAUCAAAUGUUGGCCUUUGUUCACCGAAUGCCAUGUCGCGAGGAUGAUAGUGUGACUGCAAAAGAUCUGAGCAAGCAACUCCACUCGAGUGUGCGGACCGGUAAUUUAGAGACAUGUUUGAGGCUGUUGUCUUUGGGAGCGCAGGCAAACUUCUUCCAUCCAGAGAAAGGAAACACUCCAUUACAUGUCGCAGCUAAAGCCGGUCAGCUGCUCCAGGCAGAGCUGCUCACCGUGUACGGUGCAGAUCCUGGUGCCCCGGACAGCAGUGGGAACACACCUAUUGAUCAUGCAAGACAAGCAGGGCAUCAGGACCUGGCUGACAGGCUGGUGGAGAUCCAGUAUGAACUAACAGACAGAUUAGCGUUCUACUUAUGUGGAAGAAAACCAGAUCAUAAAAAUGGACAUGAUUUCAUUAUUCCACAGAUAGCAGACAGCACUCUGGAUUUGACCGAGCUGGCUAAAGCUGCAAAGAAAAAGCUCCAAUCACUUAGCAAUCAUCAGUUUGAGGAGUUAGCUAUGGAUGUCUAUGAUGAAGUGGACAGGAGAGAAACAGAUGCAGUCUGGCUCACAACUCAGAACCACAGCACCCUUGUCACUGAAACCACAGUGGUUCCCUUUCUUCCAGUCAACCCUGAAUACUCUUCCACCAGGAACCAGGGAAGGCAGAAACUGGCGAGGUUCAACGCUCACGAGUUUGCCACAUUAGUUAUUGACAUUUUAACUGAUGCAAAACGGCGUCAGCAAGGAAAUUCCCCAGACAACGUUAAAGAAAACGUUGAGUUGAUUCUCAAAGACAUCGGCAGUCGUCUGGGAAGUGACAGCCAAGAGCCGGAUCAGCCAGAUUACGACAGUGUGGCAUCAGAUGAAGACACAGAACGAGAGCCAGGUUCUGGGAAGGAUGAGCGCACCAAGAGCUCAGAGUCCUCUGACCUGUCAGACGGGCCCAUCACCGUGCAGGAGUUCAUGGAGGUGAAGAACGCCCUGAACGCCUCCGAGGCUAAAAUCCAGCAGCUGCUCAAGGUGAACUGCCACCUGAGCGAGGAGCUGAGGGUCAUGCAAGGCAAGCUAAACUCCCUGCAGAACGAGAAUUCCAGUCUGAAAUGGCAGGGUACAAACCACGUGUCGCACCCGCAGGAGCCGCAACGCCGGGCACCGUCCCGUGGAGGCAGAGCCAUGUCCAUGUACGAGACGGGCUCAGGCUUGAAACACUACAAUGUCCGAGCAGACGGUGCGCACCCUGAGCCUGGCAGCCUCACCCUCCAACCUCUUCCGCCUAGUAUUGGGAAGGGUCCCUCUGUGGGCGCCUCCUCUUCCCUUCCAACCUUCCCUUCCUCCCUGUCCUGGGUGUGGGAUGAGCGAGGACAAAGGGGAUCCAGAGUGGAUGGAAAGAGCAGUACCUCUGAAAGUGACUAUGACAACACACCCAACCAUGCCGAGCUGGAUGAGUCUAGGACAUGCCCUGUAAACAUUUCCAGAACUGGUGGCUGGCUUAGCGAGGGUGCCAUCCCUGAAUCGGGUGACCCAGACGAGUGCGAGGUCGACCCCAUGCUGCCCUCCACAGAGGACGUCAUCAGCAAGACUGAGCAGAUCACCAAAAACAUCCAGGAGCUGCUACGUGCUGCACAGGAAAACAAACAAGAAAGCUUUGUUCCAUGCUCUGAAAGAAUUCAUCUAGCUGUGACUGAAAUGGCCACCCUCUUUCCAAAGAGGCCAAGAUCAGAGAUGGUGCGCGGCUCACUGCGCCUGCUGACUUCCAGCGCCAGCCGGCUGCAGGGUGAGUGCCAGCGGGCAGCCCCGGUCGACUCCGGCCCUGCCGACUCCCAGCUGGUUACGCAGCAGCUUAUUCAGUGCGCCUACGACAUCGCAAAGGCUGCCAAGCAGCUCGUCACCGUCACCACCAAAGAGAGCAACUGAGACACUCGCCUUUUACUGUCCUCUACAUUUCAAUAGACGCCUUGAGUCGUCCUUACUGUUUUUUUUACAGCAUCAGUAUUAUGAAAAGUAUUUUUAUCGUAUUAUUUUAUUUAAAGGAAUUUGGAUCUGUGUUUUAACAACAUUUUAAGUUAUAACCUUUCAUGUUUUACACAUAACGUUCAUGUGGACGAAGCAUCGGUUUUACCUUUCUACAAUCACGUAGCUUCAGUCUGUACUGCCAAUCUUUGGUCAUUUGUGAAAUGGUUAUGUGACGAUUUAGUCUAAUGUGGUAACAAAUCCCAGCCAUAAUUUGUGAAUAUUUAGUCCUCUGAGCCGUUACGCAUGAACCACCACUUUAAUCUUCGUCCUGUGACCUUUACAAAAUGUACAGUACCAAAAGUAUAGAGCCUCUCACUUCGUAAUGUUUCAGUCUGUAAACUCUAAUACCUCAUUCCACUGUGCUAACAUCUUCCAGAGAACCCAUAAUACUUUUUUGAUUUUGGGUUUGAAGUAAACAUUUCUGCUUUUUAACAGCUUUUUUCCCCAAAUACUCUUUCUUGGCAAAUAAACCGAGUACAGUUAAAGUCAGAAGUGUAGAACAUGCACUGUAUGUCAUGGCAGAUUUCUGCAACUGUUCUUUUUUUCUGGUCUCUUCGCCAAGGUAGGGAACAAAACUCAAACUGUCACCUUGUGCCAGAGAUGUUCACAGGUCACAAAAUACGAGUCCGAGUCAAGUCACGAGUCUUUAGGCUAGAGUCCGGGUCAAGUCACGAGUCUUUAGGCUAGAGUCCGGGUCAAGUCACGAGUCAAUAUAAUCUACACAAAACAUGUAUUGGAAAUGUAGCGUAGAAAUAAACAAAUAAUCUGUAAGUUCAGAUAAAAAAACAACAACAGAUUAGCAACUGUAUUUAGCUGUUUUACUUCGUGCCUUUACUUUCCUAGGUACCAGUUAAAAGCUUAAACUGACGUUUUAAUUUCAUUGCAAAUGGCAGCGCGGCAGCCAAAAUCCCAAACACAGCAAAAAAUCCAUAAUACUGCUUACCUUACCUUGUAGUGACGCUGCAAACAAAAUACAUGCAAAUAACAGCAUUUCUUACUAAACAUUAAAAUUAGAAGGUCUGACUGGUUCAGAAAGCGGUUUUUACAAUUAUUAGCGCCAAUUCUGUAGGAGCGUUCCAUUCGCAUGAUCUGUUACUGUGAAGUGCACUAUGUAGGGUGUUCCACCAUUUGAAGUAGGGAGCGGCACUUUAUCACUAUGCCGGAAGCUGGCUGGAACAUUUACCCAUUGCGUGCGUUGCGGGUUAAGACGGCCAGAGUGUUAUUAUCUCUACCUUGUGCUUAGUGGAAGUUUGUCCAGAUGGUCAGAUAUAAAUCCAAGAACCAUAAAAUAAAGUCUGCCAUAAAUAAGAAGCUGUGGGAACAUGGCUUGGCACUUUCAAAGUCAAGCGAGCCUAUAACUUGUAGAGGCUUCGGGGCUGUAAAGCAAAGAAAAAGCACCUAUUAAUGUUUUUUUUAUUCUAUGUGUGUGAUGAGCAUUUUUUUGUUAAAGUUUCUUAAAGGAGCCUAAUGUAAAGCAGGAGCUUAUUUCUGUCAUAGCAGCCUCUAAGCCUAUGGCAAUGUUAAGUUAAAUGACUAAUGCCAGUAUCACCCAUGUUCUAACAGCAUCUGACUCAUGCCAGACUCUUAGCAUGAGGUGACAGUUUGAAGUUUUUUGUCUAGACCUUUAAACUACUGUUUAAAUUGGUGCAUUGACAUUUACAUCAUUUAUCAGAUUCUUUUAUCCAAAGCGACUUACACUUGUGACUGAAUACAUUUUGAGCAAUUGAGGGUUAAGAGCCUUGCUCAGAGACUGAACAAUGGCAAUUUGGCUGUAGUGAGGCUUGAACCAGAUGCAUUCCAUCAUAAUAACAAAUACCAGUUAUGUGUAAUACUGACCCAAAAUAAACUGAUAUUAUUAUUAUUGAGAUCUCAUGACACACUUGUGCAUGCAAACUUUUGACUUCAACUGUACAUACAUAUCUUCCACUAUUCUUUUCAUUGCAUUUCUUUGUAAUUGUGCUUUGUGCAAUUAUGAAUGGAGAUUCAUCCAAAGGAUGUGUUUGGUUGCGUUGUCUCGUAUGUCCAUUAGCAGUUGCGCUUGUGACUUUUAUAUGUGGUAUAAAUAAAUAACUCCUUGUAUUCUUCAUUACAGUGUAUAAUGUCUACAUGCUGCUAAGCUCUGUCCUAUAUAUGCAAAUAAUAAGGUGGUGUUGGCUCAGUCCCAUCCUCGUACAGGGAUAAAAAAACCGUGUUGGUUUAGCUUCUGUGAAAACCUUGCCAUUGAAUAUAAUAAAAGCAGAAUUUUUAACAUA
This is a messenger RNA of Trichomycterus rosablanca, 4727 nucleotides long. It is a transcript of the gene git2b, whose product is annotated as G protein-coupled receptor kinase interacting ArfGAP 2b. Gene Ontology annotation, cellular component: synapse. NCBI's taxonomy places the organism in Eukaryota, Metazoa, Chordata, Actinopteri, Siluriformes, Trichomycteridae. The transcript has 20 exons. Gene Ontology annotation, biological process: synaptic vesicle recycling; brain development; regulation of ARF protein signal transduction. Gene Ontology annotation, molecular function: small GTPase binding; GTPase activator activity. The record is from RefSeq and is a predicted model, not a curated record. The coding region runs from base 133 to 2376 and encodes 747 amino acids.